AUGCGCGACGCCAUCGACGCAUUAGAACCUCUCGUUGCGAAGAAUAUCGACGCCCUGUCAGAGCUCUUUCUCGCUCCCGCAGUCGUGGCGCUGCCAAAUCGUUUCGAACACCAAAUUCGUGAUUGCGAACGAAUCCAGUCCGAGCUCGGUGUCACCACGUCGAAGUGCGCAUCAUACGCAGCACACUCGCGGACGAUAUUCAUGUGUGCCGCAUCGCUCGGCGCGAACGGAGAAGGGUUGGCGCGAGCGAUGGUAGAGGAGGGAUCGAGUGCGCAAUUGGCGAGCGCGUGCGGGAAGGCAUGGACUGCGGGCGAGGCGGCGGCGACGAGAGCGAUUCGGAUGACGCCGUUUGGGACGCCGAAGAUUUUGAGUGACGUGCAGUGGGAGCUUCGCGUACCGAUGACGGGGAGCGAGAGAGAGUUACUGGCGAGCUUGGACGUGGAACUCAGCGAACAGACGCCAAGCGGGAAACCGAGGCAGGACAGGUUCGCCUGCGAAUUCGAUCACGCUGAGCUGGUGCAUUUCUUCACGAACGUGGAGAAGAUUCAGACGCAAUUAGACGCGCUUAUUUAA
Ostreococcus tauri is the source of this 573-nucleotide messenger RNA. Its product is annotated as HCaRG. The transcript has a single exon. The record is from RefSeq and is a predicted model, not a curated record. Bases 1 to 573 code for a protein of 190 amino acids. NCBI's taxonomy places the organism in Eukaryota, Viridiplantae, Chlorophyta, Mamiellophyceae, Mamiellales, Bathycoccaceae.